AUGCUCGCACAAAAAAGCACCACGCGGUGCGUCCAAGGGGCCACUGCCCAGAAUAGACAGCAAUACAGGGAGAACAGGACGGAAUCGUCUAACAAAUGCAGCUGCAGUUGCAGUUGCAGUUGCAGUUGCUUUUGCUUUUGCAGUUGCUUUUGCUUUUGCAGUUGCUUUUGCAGUUGCAGUUGCUUUUGCAUAUAUAAGGAGCACCCUUGUUUCGCUAGAUCUUGUCUCGGAUCUUCGAUUGUCGUUUCAAUUCUAGUUCUCAAAUCGUACUUUCCUUUUUCACUAUCCUUGCCGCUUAUAACAGCAUUAGACACUAGUCACCCCUCCCUCUUUUCUUUUAUAUUCAACCCUUUCACUCCCGCCCCCCCCCUAUUUUAUCCCGCUUUAUUUACAAUGGGCUCUCCUAGCGGUAGUACCACCAAUGACAUGAUUACUGAAGAACCAAGCAAACCUCACCAAGUGCCACGUUUGGCACGUAGAUUGACCGGGUUUCUUCCCUCGGAAAUUAAAUCCAUCGACACAAUGAUUCCCUUGAAAUCAAGAACUCUUUGGAACAAACACCAAGUCAAGAAGUUUGAAAACCCUGACCAAUUCGAAGACCGUUUCAUCUCCCACGUAGAGACUAAUCUAGGUAGAUCUCUCUACAACUGUGACGACUUGGCCGCCUACGAAGCCACUUCCAUGGCCCUACGUGAUAAUUUGACCAUCGAUUGGAACAAGACUCAACAACGUAUUACUGCAAGAGACCAUAAACGUGUCUACUACUUGUCUUUGGAAUUUUUGAUGGGUAGAGCCCUAGAUAAUGCCUUGAUCAAUUUGCCCUCUCACAAGGGUGACAACUCAGGUACACCCUCCAGAGAUACCGUCCAACAAUCCUUGGAUGACUUGGGUUUCAAAUUAGAAGACGUCUUACAACAAGAACCAGAUGCUGCCUUGGGUAACGGUGGUCUUGGUCGUCUUGCCGCUUGUUUUGUCGAUUCCAUGGCCACUGAAAACAUCCCUGCUUGGGGUUAUGGUUUACACUAUCAAUAUGGUAUUUUCGCUCAAAAGAUUAUUAACGGGUAUCAAGUCGAAACUCCGGAAUAUUGGUUGAUGAAUGGUAAUCCUUGGGAAAUCGAAAGAAAUGAAAUCCAAGUCCCCGUCACUUUCUACGGUUAUGUCGAUAGAUCCAACAACCCCACUUCUUCUACUUUAUCUCCAGCUGAAUGGAUCGGUGGUGAAAGAGUGCUUGCCAUCCCAUACGAUUUCCCCAUCCCAGGUUUCAAAACAACUACUGUCAAUAAUUUACGUUUAUGGCAAGCUAGACCAACUACUGAAUUCGAUUUUGCUAAAUUCAACUCUGGUGAUUACAAAAACUCUGUGGCUCAACAACAACGUGCCGAAUCCCUAACCGCUUGUUUAUAUCCAAAUGAUAAUUUCGUUCAAGGUAAAGAAUUAAGAUUGAAACAACAAUAUUUCUGGUGUGCUGCUUCCUUGCAUGAUAUCGUCCGUAGAUUCAAAAAGACAAACAGACCUUGGACUGAAUUCCCAGAUCAAGUCGCCAUCCAAUUAAAUGAUACUCAUCCAACUCUUGCCAUUGUCGAAUUACAAAGAAUCUUGGUCGAUUUGGAAAAAUUGGAUUGGCAUGAUGCUUUCAAUAUCGUACAAAACACUUUCUCCUAUACUAACCAUACUGUCAUGCAAGAAGCUUUGGAAAAAUGGCCAAUCUCCUUAUUCGGUAGAUUGUUACCAAGACAUUUGGAAAUCAUUUAUGACAUCAAUUGGUUCUUCUUACAAGAAGUCGAAAAGAAAUUCCCCAAGGAUGUCGAUUUAUUAAAGAGAAUCUCCUUGAUUGAAGAAAACGGUGAUAGACAAAUUAGAAUGGCUUUCUUGGCCAUUGUUGGUUCACAUAAAGUUAAUGGUGUUGCCGAAUUACAUUCAGAAUUGAUUAAAACAACCAUUUUCAAAGAUUUCGUCAAAUUCUAUGGUCCAUCCAAAUUCACUAACGUCACAAAUGGUAUCACACCAAGACGUUGGUUAAAACAAGCCAAUCCUAAAUUAGCUGCUUUGAUCAGUGAAUACAUUCAAGAUCCAAACGACGAUUACUUAUUAGAUACCUCCAAAUUAACCAAAUUGACUCAAUUUGCCGAUAAUAAAGAAUUCCAAGAUAAAUGGAAUAAAGUCAAAUUAGAAAAUAAAUUGAAAUUGGCAGAUUUGAUUCAAAAAUGUUAUGAUGGUCAAGAUAUCAUCAAUAGAGAACAUAUUGGUGAAACUUUAUUCGAUAUUCAAGUUAAAAGAAUCCAUGAAUAUAAACGUCAACAGAUGAAUAUCUUUGGUGUCAUUUACCGUUAUUUGGCCAUGAAGGAAUUAUUCAAACAAGGUUUAACAAAGGAACAAGUCGCCAAGAAAUUCCCUCCAAAAGUAUCCAUCUUUGGUGGUAAAUCUGCUCCAGGUUAUUACAUGGCCAAAUUGAUCAUCAAAUUAAUCAAUUCUGUCGCUGAUGUUGUCAACAAUGAUCCACAAAUCGGUUACUUAUUGAAAGUCGCUUUUAUUCCAGAUUACAACGUCUCUAAAGCUGAAAUCAUUAUUCCUGCAAGUGAUUUGAAUGAACAAAUCUCCACCGCAGGUACUGAAGCCUCCGGUACUUCCAAUAUGAAAUUCGUCAUGAAUGGUGGGUUAAUCAUUGGUACUGUCGAUGGUGCCAAUGUAGAAAUCACCAGAGAAAUUGGUGAAGACAACAUUUUCUUAUUUGGUAACUUGAGUGAAAACGUAGAAGAAUUAAGAUACAACCAUCAAUACCAUCAAAAACCAAUCCCUAAAGAAUUGGAAAUGACUCUAAGAUCUUUAGAAUCAGGUAUGUUCUCUCCAGAAAAUCCAAAUGAAUUCAAACCUUUAUGGGAUGCUAUCGAACAUCAUGGUGAUUAUUAUUUAGUCUCUGAUGAUUUCGAAUCUUAUUUGGCCACUCAAGAAUUGGUCGAUCAAGUUUAUCAUAAUGAACAAAGUGAAUGGAUUAAAAAAUCCAUCUUGGGUGUUGCUAAUAUCGGGUUUUUCAGUUCUGAUAGAUGUAUUCAAGAAUACGCCGAUACUAUUUGGAACGUAGAAGCUUUGAAACCAGAAUAA
Henningerozyma blattae CBS 6284 is the source of this 3099-nucleotide messenger RNA. Its product is annotated as glycogen/starch/alpha-glucan phosphorylase. NCBI's taxonomy places the organism in Eukaryota, Fungi, Ascomycota, Saccharomycetes, Saccharomycetales, Saccharomycetaceae. The record is from RefSeq and is a predicted model, not a curated record. Gene Ontology annotation, molecular function: glycogen phosphorylase activity; pyridoxal phosphate binding. Gene Ontology annotation, cellular component: cytoplasm. Gene Ontology annotation, biological process: glycogen catabolic process. The transcript has a single exon. Bases 1 to 3099 code for a protein of 1032 amino acids.